Paecilomyces variotii is the source of this 1669-nucleotide messenger RNA. RefSeq names its product sulfide,quinone oxidoreductase/flavo-binding protein. Gene Ontology annotation, cellular component: mitochondrion. The transcript has a single exon. The record is from RefSeq and is a predicted model, not a curated record. Gene Ontology annotation, molecular function: sulfide:quinone oxidoreductase activity; FAD binding. Bases 261 to 1613 code for a protein of 450 amino acids. NCBI's taxonomy places the organism in Eukaryota, Fungi, Ascomycota, Eurotiomycetes, Eurotiales, Thermoascaceae.
CUGGUAAUCACUAAUCUUACAGUAAGCUUAUGGUCCGUGCUUUUUUAGAUUUCAGAUGAACAAAAUGAGAGCAAAUUUCACACAUCGUGAAACUCCCCCAGACAUUUAAGAUUGCACCAGUCUUAGCCUGUCCAUUCAUUAAGGUGUCGGCUCCUUUUUUUUUUUCUGAUACAUUUAUUUAUCCUUCCCUUUAUUUAGCGGGUCUCUUGUCAUUUUUGCCCUUGUUACUUUGAUCUCAUUAUUGUAAACCGCACUAUCAUAUGUUCAAGAUGUUCGCCAACCGUGCAACAUCAGCGGCUGGUGCUACUGCCCGAACGGCUCUAAAAGCCCGCAGCUUUGCAACUGCUUCGCCUGUGGGCUCUACCACUCGCAGCCACAAGGUUGUCGUUGUGGGUGGCGGCUCUGCUGGCCUGACUAUCAGUCACCAGCUCCUUCGCUCUGGCAAGUUUGCCAAAGAUGACAUUGCUAUCGUCGACCCCUCCAAAUGGCAUAACUACCAGCCCGGCUGGACGCUGGUCGGAGGUGGCCUCAAGACCAAGGAGGAGCUGCGAAGACCCCUUGACAGCCUGGUUGACCCCAAGCUUAAGUUCUAUAACGAUAGCGUGAGCCAGUUUACGCCCGAAGAAAACAUUGUCAAGCUAGGCAACGGCGAGCAGGUCAGCUACGAGCAGCUUGUCGUGGCCCCCGGAAUCACCCUCAACAUUGAUAGCAUCAAGGGACUCCCUGAGGCUCUUGCUAACCCGGACGCCCUUGUUGCUUCCAUCUAUAGCUAUGACACCUGCGACAGGGUCUUCGAAAAUGUUAAGAAAUUCCAAAAGGGUGACGCCCUGUUCACCCAACCUACUGGUGUGAUCAAGUGUGCUGGUGCUCCUCAGAAGAUCAUGUGGCUCGCGCUGGACCACUGGAAGCGAGCAGGCCUUUACAAUCCUAGCAACCCUUCCAGUGGAUCGAUUCAGAUCAGCUUUGCCACGGGUCUACCUGGCAUGUUUGGUGUGCCCAAGUACAGCAAGACACUCGAGGAGCUACGAAAGGAGAGGGGUGUUGAAGGUCUGUUCCAGCACGAUCUCGUUGCCAUUGAGGGCAACACCGCCGUUUUUGCUCGCCCGGACGGACAGGAGCAGGUCAAGAAGCACUUUGACUUCCUGCAUGUCACGCCCAAGAUGGGACCCCAUGCGUUUGUCAAGAACAGUCCCCUGGCGGAUGCUGCUGGUUUCGUUGCAGUGGACCAGGCCACCACUCGCCACACGAAGUACUCGAACGUCUGGUCUGCUGGCGAUGCCUCCAGCCUUCCUACUUCCAAGACGGCAGCCGCCAUCACUUCUGAGGCGCCGGUUCUCGUUCGCAAUCUGCUGCAAACCAUGGAGGGCAAGGAGCUUGACGCAGCGUACGAUGGUUACACCUCAUGCCCGCUUCUUACCGAGUACGGCAAGGUCCUCCUUGCUGAGUUCAAGUACGGCGGAGAGCCCAAGGAGACCUUUGGCAAGAUGUUCGGAAUUGACCAGGCCGUUCCUCGUCGCGCCUUCUACCAUCUGAAGAAGGACUUCUUCCCGUGGGUGUACUAUCAGGCUAUGGUUAAGGGUACCUGGGGUGGUCCCAAGGGCUGGCUCAACUAAAACAAAAUUUCAACCGCUUGUAUUUUAGAGGCAAUAAAAUAAUAGAAUCAUAAGGG